Branchiostoma floridae (Florida lancelet) is the source of this 3016-nucleotide messenger RNA. Its product is annotated as bone morphogenetic protein 4-like. The transcript has 4 exons. Gene Ontology annotation, cellular component: extracellular region. Gene Ontology annotation, biological process: BMP signaling pathway; SMAD protein signal transduction. Gene Ontology annotation, molecular function: cytokine activity; growth factor activity. NCBI's taxonomy places the organism in Eukaryota, Metazoa, Chordata, Leptocardii, Amphioxiformes, Branchiostomatidae. The record is from RefSeq and is a predicted model, not a curated record. Bases 654 to 1883 code for a protein of 409 amino acids.
GUUGUGGCUAGUAUUUUACACAGUGGUAUAAAGGACUACGUCUAUUCGUUCAUUACAAAACAGACAGCACAGUAUAAUGUCAUUUUAAAAAUCUACACCACGCCCCUCAAAGGAUCCGACGGUCCGACAGUUGGUGAGAUUCAAGGUUACGUAAUAUGCCAAUGUCCUCAAAGUGUCUCUCAAUAGUGACGUCAUGGAACGCUCUAAAUGCGACCAGACACGUGGAAGAAGUAACAGAACACCACUGUACGCUCGGUCGGACUAUCCUCAACUGAUGAGUCAUUGGCAGGCAUGCGUGGCCCUGCUGUAUCAUUGUGACCACAUAAAAGCGGAAAUAUCUUCCGGCUAAAUAAGGAAACCACUCGGACCAUAUCUUAACGUACGAGGGGGCGUUUCCCCGCAUGUAGCCAGUGGUUUAUGGCUAUGGUUCUCAGUCAUUGCCAUACCGGCCUACCAUUGGUGGGUUGUACCCUGUUGGCUCCUCCCCCUCUAGUGGCCGUUCCGGCCUGGCCCACGUGGGCAGUGUGUGUCCGUACAUUUAGUGGUAUCCAUGAGAGCACGCGUAUCACGGACGACGAAAUACUGCUUGUUAAGAAUAAACGAGAACAAGGUUUUGAUUAGCAGGAGCUGCAAACUUUGAAAGGAACAAAGCUAUGUUGUGUCGAUGGUUGAUUUUUCUGACGUGUCUGUCCGCGUCUUUGUCCGCGGCGGCGACGGAGUGCUGUGGUAAGGGAGCGCAGAACAAAAGGGCUCGGGCGCCCCGGGCGACGUCCCCCGAGCAAACCCUUCGAGAUGCCCGCUUGCUGGCCAUCCAGAAAGUCAUCCUAAAACAGCUGGGCUACCGCCGGCCUCCUAACGUCACUCGCUCCCAGGUGAGCGAAGCGGAGAAGAAAAAGAUGUUGAGACUUUACGAGAUGAGUUUGGAAGAAACGUCCGAGUCGAGAGAAAGUGUAGAACACGAGGAGCUGUCUACAGCCAAGACGUUCCACAGUUUCCCUGCUACAGAUGAGCUUCCACAAGAGGUGUCCGCCGAGGACUGGGACAACGGCCUGCACAAAGUUCGCCUCUACUUCCAGCCGGACUUUCCGCAGAUCCACCACAGACACAGGCAUCUGCGGGUGGCCAACGCGAAGUUGAAACUCUACAAAUCAGAAAUAUUUCCAGAAAACUUGGUCAAAAGCACAGACGGACUGGUGACUCUCAGUUUUUAUCAGCUUUUAGAACCCCCAAGGACAGGAAAAACGACGCUGAAGCGAUUGAUCGAGUCGCGCACGACGUCAGUGUUACAAACGGGGUGGGAGAAAAUAGACGUAACAGCCACCGUACAGAGUUGGAUGACGUCACCCGAAAAGAACUAUGGGAUAGAAGUGGUCUGCGACCACGAGCCACUGAAUGACGUCAUUACAUUUUACGGGACGAACAGAGACAGAGACUCCGAGGUCAGGAGACCUGAUGAGACAGACGAUCUAGACGUCUUGGUACCAAGACUGAUUGUUUUGACCCAGGAAGUUAGAUCUCCACUGAGGGAAAGACGGAGCUCCGAGACAGAGGAUUGUCUAGUGGGUGACGGGGAGACGCGAUGCUGCCGCUACCCUCUGUACGUGAAUUUUACAGAGAUCGGCUGGGGAGACUGGAUAGUGGCUCCGGAGGGAUUCAACGCCUUCUACUGCGACGGCUCCUGUCCUUAUAGAUACAAGUCUGCCAACACACACUCCCUGAUCAAAUCCACACUGCACCACCUGAACCCCGCCUCACCACAGCCCUGCUGCGUAGCCAAGAGACUCAGUCCGCUCUCCGUGCUCAACUAUGACGACUCCGACACGCCACAACUGGUGGUCACUCCGCUUAACGACAUUGUAGUGGAUCAGUGCGCGUGUACGUAACAGUGUCGCUGAUUGGUGCUGUGGUGCCUGUUCAUCUGAAUGUAUGUAUAUAUGUGUAAGCAUUUGUGUAUGUCCUUGUGAAUCGAUAGACAAUUGAUAAGAAGGGAUAGCCAGUUUAGGUUGAUUGAAAUGUGAGAAGAAUGGAAUGUAGUAUAUUUUAGAGUGUGAUUUGUGAUUGUGCUGGGGGAGGGUAAGGUGUGCAUGUGUUCAGGGUACUAUAAAGUUGCAGGGCGGUAUUUAUUUCAGAUAUAAAACAUGAUAUUUAUUUAUUUUCCGUAAAAGUUACCGACAAUCAGAAUUAUUCUGAGCAAAUGAGAGGUUUCUUGAUAUGCUGCUAUGUAUGAAAGCAUAUUUCUUAAGUUUCGACUUAAGAACAUAUGCCUGUUAUAGAUAGUGUUUUUGUUAUCUUUAGGCGAGUUUUGUACAACUGUACGUACUCAUAAUUCCAUUAGUAAUAUCUCAUACUAAUGUUUUUAUACGAAGCUCUGGUUCAAAGAACCGAAGUCACGUGUUAGGAACUACUAGUAUAUGUAGAACGAAAUCGAACGCUAUGCAUGUAUUUAGAAGAUACGAUAUAUUUCGAAUGUUGUUCCUAUAUGGAUAUGCCAAAUGUGUGAUAUUGGCCAGUAUUGUCGCUAUAUCAGGUUUAGACGUCUGUAGUGAACAAACACACGUUGCAGAGCAAUAUAUUCCUAUAACACUAGUACUGCCAAUUCUCAUAUCUAUAAAUCCAUCAUCAUAUCAAAAUGAUAUGUACAGUUGCAGAUUAUAGACGUUAUGUCACAAUUGUGCUUUAUAGAAAUUUUUGAGUCCAGUCGGACUGGUUAAUUGCAUGACGGCUGGGAGGAGUAAUCUAUGUCGUACUUUAAUCAUACUUGGAAAAUUGCUGUUUGGUAUGGUGCACGGUGGGGGAAAUCACCCCCAUUGACAUUUUGGUACUAACAAAAAUGGACACUUGAUCGGUGGAAAAUAUCUAGUUGCAUUUAAUAUAGAGGUUAGUUAACGUUGCAGCUAGCAAUUUUGUUGCUUUUACGGUUUUGAAAACAAGGUACAUUUUCUCUACUGUGGCCUAUACGGGAGUUUCCCAAAUGUGUUAUCCGUUACUAGGAAGUCGCCAUAUUGGCUUUAGUCGU